Messenger RNA from Peronospora matthiolae, 651 nucleotides. Lineage: Eukaryota; Oomycota; Peronosporomycetes; Peronosporales; Peronosporaceae. The record is from the annotation of a GenBank genome assembly.
AUGUACGAAGGGAUUGACAACCUGAAAUCCCUUUACGACCGUGCCGGGAAGACUUUCUCCGGCGGUCCUUCUGCGGCACAGGAUGUGCCGCGUCGUACUGCUCAACCAGACCCAGUACGUCGAUCAUCAGUUGGGAGCGGGGCUCCCAAGAAUCCCAGGACGGGGGAUAGCCGCGCCACCGGACGAGAUAACUCGUCCGACGUCCGUUCACGUCGCGGUGGUUCAACAGCUGCUCAACUAGAUAGCGCUGGCCACCACGAGAGUCCUCUAAUGGAGGUGGAGGAGGAGGAAAGACGCUCUCCACACGAUCAUGUGGAUCGGUGUGUUCCCGAGAGCUUCUUUGAUCGCGUAACGCAAGGGUUACGCGACGAUCUCGAGCAUGAGCGAAAUAGGCGUCUCCAAAUGGCGGACACUGCCUCGAAGCAUCGAGCUGAGUUUGCCUUUGCUCAGCUUGAGAACGAGAGAUCUCUGACAUCUCUUCGUGACGAGCUAAGGGUAGCUCGUGGGAUUGUUGAUCGGUCUCGGGCUGAGAUAACUGCUCUUCAGACCCUUGUUGAUGCCCACCAUCGGGAGCACAAGGCUCUCUGCGAGAUGCUUGAGCGCAAGGGCGUUCUUCAUCGGAAGAAGCAGCGUACUGAUGGUACGGCUUAA